This is a messenger RNA of Spinacia oleracea (spinach), 848 nucleotides long. RefSeq lists its product as uncharacterized. The coding region runs from base 403 to 795 and encodes 130 amino acids. The transcript has 5 exons. The record is from RefSeq and is a predicted model, not a curated record. Lineage: Eukaryota; Viridiplantae; Streptophyta; Magnoliopsida; Caryophyllales; Amaranthaceae.
AUUUAAAUGACCUGUAACAUUAGAUCAAUUGCGUUGGAAAAUGGAUGAAUCGCAAUGGCUAUUCAAACACCGAUUGCUGUCUCUCUUCCAUCCAACAAUCCCUGCCUUCGUUGGUAUGAGAAAGAUAAGAUGAAAUGGAUUAUUACAAUUGUGCUAGCUGGAAAUUCUAGAAUGCUUGAGCAAUUGCGUACGUGUUGGCUUAAAGAGCAUUGACAAAACGAAAGAGAAACUCUGGAGAAACCUAGAUUUGUAAAGCUUAGCUCUCAUAAUUGAGUGCCCUGAUCUUGGAAAUGCACGCAUUGUAGUGACUGGAGGUUGAGGUUUAAACAGUUCCGAGAACUUCAAGAUGAUGGAGAAGCUGGCUGAGAAACUUGAUAUAAAUGCAUAAAUCUGGUAAUUGUUAUGGAGAAAGUUGGUGGUCGAGGUUUAAAAACUUCCAGGAAUUUCAAGAUGAUCGAGAAGCUUACUGGGAAACUUGAUGCAGCAGUUAAAGCUUUACGUGGUGUUGUUGUUGCAGGAUACAUUUCCAAUGAACUACAGUCUGAAACCAAGCAUGCUCGGGGUAAUAGUCGGAUGAAUGAGCCCCUGGUUGCUCGCUCGUGCCUGUUUGGUCUUAUGCUUGUUUGGAAGAGCUUCUCGGAUAUCGAAGUACGAGAUGCGUUGCUCUGUAUUGAAAAACUUUUUUUUGUUUUACUCAAGGUGCUUGUGCCCACAUUAGUAAUAUGCAUUAUUGUCGCUUUAGGAUCUUGUCACAGUUAUGCAGACCUUAAAGUUUUUUUUCUACUUUUUUUUUAAAGAAUAAUGUAAGAUUUUCUUUUUUGUUAAUAGUAUGAAUUAUUAUGAAAUUA